Octopus bimaculoides (California two-spot octopus) is the source of this 425-nucleotide messenger RNA. Its product is annotated as proline dehydrogenase 1, mitochondrial. Lineage: Eukaryota; Metazoa; Mollusca; Cephalopoda; Octopoda; Octopodidae. The record is from RefSeq and is a predicted model, not a curated record. Gene Ontology annotation, cellular component: mitochondrion. Gene Ontology annotation, molecular function: FAD binding; proline dehydrogenase activity.
CUCCUGAAAUGGUCACGAAGAAUUCUUGGGAAAACCCUGUUUACGAAAUUGAUGAAGGCCACAUUUUACGGUCAAUUUGUAGCAGGGGAGGACCAGGAAGACAUUAGACCAACCAUAGAGAAGAACAUGAAGUUUGGUGUGAAAUCCAUUCUGGAUUAUAGUGUGGAGAAGGAUUUGUCAUCGGAGGAAGCCAAGAAAGCAGAAAUGGAGAGUUGUACGUCCGACAUGCCAUCUGGUGAACUCCAAGAUCCUGAGAUCAAACGGUACCGGGCCCAUGAAGAGUUUGGUGACAGACGAGAGAAAGUGUUUGAGGCAAGAACCUAUUUCUAUAAAGAUGAGGCCGACUGCGACGAGAACAUGAACAUCUUCCUCAAUUGUAUCGAUGCCGUCUCUGGUAAGUUGGCGCUAUCGUUGUUAUUGUUGUU